Messenger RNA from Coccomyxa subellipsoidea C-169, 1347 nucleotides. RefSeq lists its product as hypothetical. The record is from RefSeq and is a predicted model, not a curated record. Gene Ontology annotation, molecular function: nucleotidyltransferase activity; RNA binding. The transcript is spliced from 10 exons. The coding region runs from base 1 to 1347 and encodes 448 amino acids. Lineage: Eukaryota; Viridiplantae; Chlorophyta; Trebouxiophyceae; Coccomyxaceae. Gene Ontology annotation, biological process: RNA processing.
AUGUCCCACGCGGAGUCUGGACAGUGCUCCUGCGUCUCAGAGGAGCAGGGCAAACCAAAAGACUUUGACAUCCUCACGACCGCCACUCCCGUGCAGAUCAAGCGGCUGUUCGGCAGCUGCCGCAUCAUCGGCAAGCGCUUCCCCAUUGUGCAUGUGUACGCGGACGGGGCCUGCCUUGAGGUGUCCAGCUUUGGCACGCGAGCCAACCGCGAGCUUAUCCCUCAAGAUGCAGCCGCCUUCCUGCCGCGCCACAAGCCCCACGACAAGGGGAAGGCCGGGAGGAAACCCGGGGCGGGGAUGCCCGCGGCCGCCGGCGCGCGGCCGGAGGUGCUGUGGGCGUCAGCGCGUGUGGACAACGCGAUGGCGCGCGACUUCACCUGCAACGCGAUCAUGUUCGACCCGUUCUCCGCGCUGCUGCUGGACUAUGCCGGCGGCUUCCGCGACUGCCAGCGCCGCGUCCUGCGCACCGUAAUCGACCCCGAGACCUCGUUCAGCGACGACCCCGCCCGCAUGUUACGGGCCGUGCGCCACGCCGCGCGCGUCGGGCUGACGAUAGAGGAGAAGACGGGGCAGGCGAUGGUGGGGAAGGCGGGCGAGGUGCUGAAGCUGCCGGGCUCGCGGCUGCUGAUGGAGGCGCAGGCGCUGUUCAGCUACGGGGCAGCUGCCGCGUCGCUGCGCCUGCUCUGGCGCUACCGCCUGCUCGACCUCCUCGUGCCCCCCCUGGCCGAGCGCUUCACGCGCAGACGGCUGCCCCGGAAUCCACGGCGGCCGGUCUCCGAGCCAGUCCUGGAUCUCUUGGAGCAGCUAGAUGCGAAAAUGCAGCCGCACUUGCCCAUUGACUGGACGGUGUGGGCAGCAGUGAUGGUGGCGCCGCUCGUGACAGAUGCACUGGGGGCAGCCCAACGGGCAAAGCGCGCCAAGGCUGGAAGCAAGCAGAGGAGUGGAAAGCAGGGCCCUGAUCGUGUGGAGGCCUCCAAGGCAGAGGAGGAAGAUGGAGGCUGCUCUAUCUGCAAAAGGAGCGCGGAUGUCCUUGAGAAGGAGGCAAAGUUCAGGGGCAUAGUGGACGACACUGUGCGCAGCCUGAUACUAGCGUCAAGCGGCGGGGCAGAGGUGAAGGGCAUGAUCCCUGUGGGACAAUGGCAGAAGGUUGGCAGCCUGCUUGUGGGCCUCAUGGACUCUGUGGAGCUUCCCUCACUGCGCGACAAUGCUUGUGAGGACUGUCAGGCUGACUUGGCGAGAAAAGCCUCCUUCGGAAGUUUUGGAAGCAAGGACCCCGCGCGGCAACUGCUUAUAAAUGUGCUUGGUGGUCAAGCGCUCCAGUGGCUUGACAUAAGAGCGGCGUUGUAG